AAUUCUGGAACCUCGAAUGAUAAAAAAUCUGAACCUUCUUCUACUAAACAAACUGUUGAACCUACGAAAGGUUCUGAAUCAUCUAAGCAAUCUGAAGCUUCUACUAAACAAAACGAUGAACUUACGAAAGAUUCUGCUCCACAAAAACAAUCUAAUUCUUCUUCUGGUGUACAAUUGGUUGUAGACACGCCAGUAUCCAAUUCUCAGGAUACUAGGUCUGGAAAUUCAAAUGAUAAAAAAUCUUCUGACUCUUCAUCUGAACCUUCUUCUACUAAACAAACUGUUGAACCUACGAAAGAUUCUGAAUCAUCCAAGCAAUCCCAAGCAAGCGAAUCAAAGAAAGAUUCUUCUUCUGGUGUACAAUUGGUUGUAGAUACGCCUGUAUCCUCCGGCUCUUCUGAUAGAAACCAACCUACAGAUACGAAAAAGGAUGUUGAUUCAUCUGAAAAAACCCACAACUCUGAAUCCAAAAUCAAUGAGCAUGAAACUAGUACUAAACAUUCUGAUCUCUAUUCUCAGACCGUUACCCAAGCAUGGAACGCCGAGUCUUUAUCCGCAGGUCAAGAUCAUACAACAAAACCUAAUGCAUCGUUAUCUGAUGAAACUGCUGUUGAAUUUUCAAGUGAUUCUUAUGAAGAUGUUACUGUUGGUUCAGCAGCUUCAUCAGAAACAAGCAAUCAUGGAUCGAUUUCAGUUGCAGCUACAUCUGAAGCUAAUCAACCUACAACUCAGUCCACAAAUUCUAGUACGUCUGAUGGUAACAAAGUUGUCGUCAUAAUAACUUCAAAUGAUAACGACUCUGGUUCAUCUGAAAUACCAUCACAAUCGUCCAAUCAGCAAACUAGUUCUAACUCAGCGUCUGCAACUAAUAAUCAAACAUCUCAAGAAUCCAGCUCAACUAUUACUUCCGUUCAUGAUGGCGUUAACGCUGGAUCUGACCAAGCAAAAGAUCAAUCUGGUUCUCCCUCUUCUCAAACUUCGAAUCAUGAAUCAAGCUUAAGCUCUACUUCCGAAUCUACCACUCAAUCUUCUCAAGCAUCUUAUGAAUCUAGCUCAAUUAGGACUUCAGAUACAGAGUCUAAUAGCCCAGUAACACAACAAUCACCAACUGUUGCUUCAACUUUUGAUUCUAUUUCAGAAGGCCCAAGCACUCAAUCACCUGCCAGUUCAUCUUAUGACUAUACCACCGUUGGAUCAUCAGAGGUUGUAGAUCAAUCUACUUCUCAAACAUCCAGUCAAAAUUCAACCCCUAGUUCUUCAGCCGAAUCUGGCUCAAUCCGAAAUUCAGAUUCAGAUUCACAGUCUUAUAGCCCAGUAACUCAACAAUCAGGUGAAGUGUCAAUAGAUGUGACCGUUGGAUCAGUUGAUCCAGUUUCAACUGAAUCUAGUAGCCAAGCUACCCAAACAUCUUCACAGUCAUUUAGCAAUGUAUCAAUCUCUGUUGCAGCUUCAUCUGAAGGUGUUGCACCUACGACUCAGGCAACUUCUAGUACCCCUGAUGGUAACACAGUUGUUGUAAUAAUAGCUUCAAAUGAUAAUGACUCUGUUUCUUCUGGUACAUCAUCACAAUCUUCAUCUUAUGCAACUAAUAGUCAGAUAUCUCAAGCAUCCAACUCAACAGUUACACCUCUUAAUGAAGAUUUAGGUCCAGCUUUUACAACAUCUAGUGAAUCAUUGUCUGAUGAAAUUGCUUUUGAAUUUUCAACUGAUUCUUACAUAGAUGCUACUGUCGGAUCAUCAGCCUCAUCUGCAACUAGCAAUAUAUCAAUCUCAGUUUCAACUUCAUCUGAGGGUAAUGAACCAACAACUCAGGCAACUUCUAGUACAUCUGAUGGGAAUACCGUUGUCGUAAUAGUGACCACAAAUGAUAAUGACUCUGCUUCAUCUGGUACUCCAUCACAAACUUCAAAUCAGCAAACUAGCUCAAGUUCGUCGUCUGCAACUAUUAAUCAAGUAUCUCAAGAGUCAAACUCAACUGUUGAUCCUAUUUCAGAAGUUCAAAGCACUCAAUCUUCUUCCAGUUCAUCUUAUGCCGAUACUACCGUUGGAUCUUCUGAGGUUGUAAAUCAAUCUACUCCUCAAACAUCCAGUCAGAGUUCAACACCUAGUUCUUCGGCUGAAUCUGAUUCAAUCAGGGUGUCAGAUCAAGAGUCUUAUAACGCAGUUACUCAACAAUCAGGUGAAAUAUCUGUAGAUGUAACUGUUGGAUCAAUUGUUCCAGUUUCAACUGAAACUAGUAGCCAAGCUACCCAAUCAACCUCGCAGUCAUCCAGCAAUGUAUCAGUUUCAGUUUCAACUGAAGAUGACGAACCUACAACUUCAAGUCCCUCUGAUGGAAACACAGUGGUCGUAAUCGUGACCACAAAUGAGAGUGACUCUGCUUCAUCUGGUACUCCAUCACAAUCUGCAAAUCAGCAAACCAGUUCUAGUUCAUCGUCUGUAACUAAUAAUCAAGCAUCUCAAGAAAAUCGCCCAACUGUUGCUUCUCUUUAUGUAGAUUCAACUGUUGGCUCUGCGGUUACCGAAAAUCAAUCCGUAUCUCAAACAUCAACAUCUAGUUUGGAGUAUAGCACACAAGCUUCAUCUCAGGAAUCUGGCGAAAUUCGUACCUCAGAUUCAGAGUCCAGUAACCCAGUUUCUCAACAAUCAAGUGAAGUAUCAAUAGAUGUAACUGUUGGAUCAGUUGAUUCAGUCGCGACAGAAACCAGUAGCCAAGCUUCGCAAACACCUUCACAAUCGUCCAGCAAUGUAUCAGUCUCAGUUCCAAUCACAUCUGAAGGUAACGAACCUACGACUUCUAAUACGUCUGAUGGUAACACCGUUGUGAUAGUCACCACAAAUGAUAAUGACUCUGGUUCAGCUGUAACAUCAUCUCAAUCUUCAAGUAAUCAAAAUGUUCCGUCUCUUAAUGAACAUCCAACUGAGAGUCAAGAUCUUACAGCAUCUAGUGAAUCGUUGUCAGAUGAAAUCGAUUUUGAAUUUUCAACUGAUUCUUAUGAAGAAGUAACCGUCGGAUCAUCGGCCUCAUCUGCAACUAGCAACUACGAAUCACAAUCAUCUAACCAUGAAUCAGUCUCAUUUACAGCUACAACUCAAAGUAACGAACCUACAACUUCUAAUUCAGCUGAUGGUAACACAGUGGUCGUAGUCGUGGCAACAAAUCAGAAUGACUCUGCUUCAUCUGGUACUCCAUCACAAUCUGCAAAUCAGCAAACAAGUUCUAGUUCUUCGUCUGCGACUAACAGUCAAGCAUCUCAAGAGUCAAACCCAACUGUUGCUUCUCUUUAUGAAGAUUCAAUUGUUGGCUCUGCGGUUACCGAAAACCAAUCCUCGGAGUAUAGCACACAAGCUUCAUCUCAGGAAUCUGGUGCUAAGCGGACCUCAGAUUCAGAGUCCAGUAACCCAGUUUCUCAACAAUCAAGUGAAGUAUCUGCAGAUGUAACUGUUGGAUCAAUUGUUCCAGUUUCAACUGAAACUAGUAGCCAAGCUGUCCAAACGUCCUCUCAAUCAUCCAGCAAUGUAUCAGCCUCAGUUUCAUCGGAAGUUAACGAACCUACAACCUCUAGUACCUCUGACGGUAACACAGUUGUUGUAAUUGUAUCAUCAAACGAAAACAGCGAAGUUUCAUCUUCGCAAUCCGCUAGCCAUGAAUCAAAACCAUCUUAUGACUCUGUUUCUCAAUCAGUUACCCCAGCAUGGAACUCUGCUUCUUUACAUGAGGGUCAAGAUCUUACAACAUCUAGUGAAUCGUUAUCUGAUGAAAUUGCUUUUGAAUUUUCAACUGAUUCUUACGAAGAUGCUACUGUUGGGUCAUCUGCCUCAGCUGAAAAUAGCAAAUACGGAUCACAAUCAUCCAGCAAUGUAUCAAUAUCAGUUUCAACUUCAUCUGAGGGUAAUGCACCAACAACUCAGGCAACUUCUGGUACCUCUGAUGGUAACACAGUUGUUAUAAUUGUAUCAUCAAACGAAAACAGUGCUGAUUCAUCUGGUACACCAUCACCAUCUCCAGAUCAGCAAACUAGUUCUAGUUUGUCUGCAACUUUUGAUUCAAUUUCAGAAGUCCAAAGCACUCAAUCAUCUGCCAGUUCAUCUUAUGAUGAUACAACCGUUGGAUCCUCAGAAGCUGUAGAUCAAUCUACUCAUAAGAUGCCAACUCAAGAUUCAACACCUAGUUCUUCAACCCAAUCAACUCCAAAUUCAGAUUCAGAAUCUAGUAACCCAGUAACUCAACAAUCAGGUGGAGUAUCAAUAGAUGUAACAGUUGGAUCAGUUGAUUCAGUUUCUACAGAAACUAGUAGCCAAGCUUCGCAAACGUCUUCACAAUCAACUAGCAACACAGCAAAUUCAGCUGCAGGUUCUUCUGGUGCAGAUGCUGUUGUUGUAUUUGUCACCUCAACUGAAGCAACUACUGGUUCUUUUGGAAUUCCUUCACAAUCAACAAGCUCAUCAUCUAGUUCCUCAUCUGAAAUUAACAAUCAAUCUUCGGAGCAAAAAUACGAAUCAUCCUCUUCUGAAACAAUUACUCAAGCAUGGAAUUCGGGUUCUUUAGCUGUUGAACAAGAUAAUACGAAUGCAUCUGCCGGAUUGUCUGAUGGAACUGUUUUUGAGUUCUCAACAGAUUCUUAUGAAGAUCAAACUGUUGGAUCUGUAGUAACCCAAGACCAAUCCGUAUCUCCAACAUCAUCAUCUAGUUCGGAGUAUAACACACAAGUUUCUCAAUCAUCUCAGCAAUCUGAGUCAACCCGUAACUCAAAUUCAGAGCCUAGUAACCCAGUAACUCAACAAUCAGAUGAAGUAUCCAUAGAUGUAACCGUCGGAUCAGUCUCGACAGAAAGCCCAGAUCCGCAAACAUCUUCACAAUCAUCCAGCAAUGUAUCAAUAUCAGUUUCAACUUCAUCUGAAGGUAAUGAACCAACAACCCAGGCAACUUCUAGUAAAUCUGAUGGAAACACAGUUGUCGUAAUAGUGACCACAAAUGACUCUGCUUCAUCUGGUACUCCAUCACAAACUUCAAAUCAGCAAACCAGCUCUAGUUCAUCGUCUGUAACUAAUAAUAAAGCAUCUCAAGAAACCAGCCCAACUGUAGCUUCAACAUUUGAUUCAAUUUCAGAAGUCCAAAGCACUCAAUCAUCUUCCAGUUCAUCUUAUGACGAUACCACCGUUGGAUCAUCAGAGGUUUUAGACCAAUCUACUUCUCAAACAUCCAGUCAAAAUUCAACCCCUAGUUCUUCAGCCGAAUCUGGCUCAAUCCGAAAUUCAGAUUCAGAUUCACAGUCUUAUAACCCAGUUACUCAACAAUCAGGUGAAGUAUCAAUAGAUGUGACCGUUGGAUCAGUCGACUCAGUUUCAACUGAAACUAGUAGCCAAUCCACCCAAACAUCAUCACAAUCGUCCAGCAAUGUAUCAGUCUCCGUUUCAACUGCAUCUGAAGGUAACGAACCUACAACUUCAGCAUCUAGUUCUUCAACCCAAUCUGGCACUCAAUCAGCCCAGGAAUCUGGUUCUAUCCAUACCUCAAAUUCAGAUUCAGAAUCUAGUAACCUAGUUACUCAACAGUCAAGUGCAAUAGAUAUAGAUGUUACAGUUGGAUCAGUUGAUUCAGUUUCUACAGAAACUAGUAGCCAAGCUUCGCAAAUGUCUUCACAAUCAACUAGUGGCACAUCAAGUUCAGCUGCAGGUUCAUCUGGUGUAGAUGCUGUUGUUGUAUUUGUCACCUCAACUGAAGCAACUACCGGUACUUAUGAGAGUUCUUCAAAGGCAACAAGCUCAUCUUCGAGCUCUACAUCUGAAGUUAUCACUCAAGUUUACCAAUCUGGCAGUUCAUCUAGCUCAAGUUCAUCAGCAAGUUUCCAUUUUACCAACCAGACAAGCCAAGUUAAUGAAGACAAUGAACCAGCAGUAUCAACAGAAACUAUUCAAGUCGACCAAACAUCUACUCAGUCUUCAAGUCAAGAGGCUGUUUCAACUUCCAGCGCUUCCUCUGAAACAAAAAAUCCAGUUACACAACCAGCUGUUGACACUUCUUCUUCCGAAUCCUCUCAUGCCUUUGACGAGAUAACGCGUGUUUCUACUCCUCUGGAAUCGAUAACCGAAGCUGUGAAUGAAGUUAAUAAUGAGUCUGAUAGUACUGAAGCCUCUCAAAUAACUUCAACUGGAAAUGCUUCACAUAAUCACACUUUAUACGUUGCUGUCAAAGUUUCUUCAACUGAACCUAUUGUCGCUUCGUCUGUCGCCAAAAGUUAA
This is a messenger RNA of Tetranychus urticae (two-spotted spider mite), 6243 nucleotides long. Lineage: Eukaryota; Metazoa; Arthropoda; Arachnida; Trombidiformes; Tetranychidae. The record is from RefSeq and is a predicted model, not a curated record.